UUAAGAUUAUAGUGAAUACGCCGUACACACCAACAUCAAUACGGUUAUCCGAUAAACAAGAAAAAGAAGAAGACUUAGUAAUCUCAUUGUUCUUUUCGCCGAGAAAGAGCAAAUUAAAUAGAAAUGAACUGAUUGAUUUCAGUACGUUUUGAUUAUUUUUUUUCAUUGGCUCACAUCCACGAAUAACAACAAACUAUUGCCUCAAAAGCAAUUGUGUGUUUGCUUUCACCUUGCGAAAUAGGUUGUAAAUAUUUUUUUUUUUGGAAAUCAAAAGAAGAGGUCUACACAAAUCAUUUUGUAGGACGUUUAUUUUAUUUACGUAUUUUGUUUAGGACAAUAUCGCAUUGGGAUUUGCCUUAAUUGUGGCUUUAAUAUCAGUGAUAAUGUUCAUUUGCGUCUCCAAUUUUUUUUCGUUCUAUUAAAUUUGUUCGUUUUUCAUUUUUGGUCAAUAAUAAAGAAGAGUGUGAAUAGUGUUCGGUAAGAAGAUCUGCUGUUGAAAAAAGAGAAAUACCAAAAAUUGAACCAUCAAUAAAAUCAAAAUCAGACAUAUAGUUGGUGGUGUGAGGUUUAUCUCAAAUUGAAAUAAAAUGUCCAAAAAUGACGAAAAUCAGCCAUUAUUAGAUAAAGAUGAUGCGAAAACAGAUUACACGGCGGAAGGUGAAAACACUGGCGGGGCAACGGUUUCACCAAUCGGACCAAAUGAAGUGCCGCCGCCGUUCCAACAAGCUUCGAGUGGUGGAGUACCUAUGGUAACAUGUAGAGUAUGUGCAGCGAUGAUAGAUAUUUCGAGCAAGAAGGAGCAGCACGUGGUCAAAUGUCUUCAGUGCCAAGAGGCGACGCCAAUUCGUAAUGCGCCACCUGGAAAAAAGUAUGUACGUUGCCCUUGUAAUUGUCUGCUCAUUUGCAAGAGUUCAUCGCAACGAAUCGCUUGUCCGCGGCCAAAUUGCAAACGAAUUAUCAAUUUAGCACCAAGCCCUGUGACUCCCCCUGUUUCAUCAUUACCAGGAAUGUGCCGUGUAACGUGUGGCCAUUGCUCAGAUACAUUUUUAUUCAAUACAUUGCACAAUGCAUUAGCCAGAUGCCCACAUUGCCGCAAGGUGUCAUCAGUUGGACCCGAAUUCACGCGUAACCGUGGCAUUCUGUUCUUAGGUCUAGGGAUUUUAUUUUUGAUCAUUGGGAUUUGUGUUACAUGGACCACCUACAAAUAUGCUGCUGUGUGUAUCCGAAUCGUAUCAAGUCUAAACGUUCCUAGUUCAUUAAUGAAAAUUUACUCUUUUUUUUUUCUUCAGAAAAACGGUGGAAUUUAUGUAGCCUAUGUUGGCGCAUUUUUGAUUGCCCUCUUCUUAUUUGCUCGCACUUUGUAUUACUGUACAUUAAGUGUGAGCACCAUCGAUGGACCCAUGUAAUAAUAAUUCAAAUAUCGAAAGCAUAAUAGUUUGUAAUGUAAACGCAAACAAUGGAUGGAUUGGGUUGCAAACAGAGAUUGCAGAAAUAUAAAUUUGUUUUUAUAAUGACAUAUGUGAGCAGAAAAACCAUUCACAAAAAAAUAAUUACAACAAACCAUGAUUUUGAUAUUUUAUUAAUAGAGGAUGUUGUACAAUUGUAAAAAAAAUAACAAUCAAAUCCAAGCAAAAACCCCAUCACAUUAGCAAAGAGAGACAACAUGUUUUUGUUUGUUUCUAUAAUCAUCCUUAAAUGAAAGAUUAUCGAGACAUAAGAAAUGCAAUCACAUGCGAAAUUCCAGAAUUUCAACUGAAAUUUCUAUAAUAUAGCAAAUCUAAGAAUACUGCAAUAAAAUCCUUCUAUAACAAUAAGUUCACAACAUGUGCUCUGACAGCUUUGUGCUCUACCGUGAAGAGGAAUGUCAAACACAAAUGACAAAUUAAACCUUCACGAAUUAAUGUCAAAAUGAUAGUUAUCGCAUAGACAAAUCGAAUGAGAAUUACCGUGGAAAAAAAAUCCACCUAUAUCAUAGAAUUUUCAAUACUAAUUCUGGGAAUAAGUUUCUCUGUGUGGAAGGAGUAAAACACAAAAUACCAAAUUUAUAAUGAGUUUUAGUAAAAAAAAAGUCAUUCCUUUUGUUGAUAAAAAUUAAAAUAAUUAGAUAAACUACGAUAUUUUUACGGUAAUGAUAUAAUUUUUGUGAGUUUUUGUUUUCUGUUUAGCAAUAAUGAUUUUAAGCCUCAUGUGUCAAGAUGAACAACUAAUUAAAAGAACAGAUUUUGUUAUCAUUUGAACAGAAUGUAACGCACCACGAGUUUUCGUUUACUUUUAAAGAAUGAAUUAAAGAAAAUAACGUUGUGGAUUAUUUAACGAUUGCCAUAUACAUAUAAAAACAUAUUACAGGCAUUUAUAUCCUAUAUAACAUGCAUGUUACAGUGUACGUAUAAAAACUAAAUCUAACAUUGUCGAGCGUCUCGCAGUCAAAUACAUCAAUUUAUAAGCCUGGUGAUGAUGACGUAAAAAUAAAAUCAGUAUGAACUCAGCUUUCGUGGUGAUGCAAACUUUUUUCAGUGUUUUGUUUGUCAUUAUAGUUUGAAGAAUAUUGAUUGAAUUCAAUUUGUAAUCGACUGGUCUUAAUAUGGGUGCUUAGUCAUUUUUGUCUCUUCAAAAUGAUACCCAACUUAUAAAAAUGAAAAGAAGAUUCAUUUGUGCUCACAAAAAAUAUCAUCCGUUUGUUUUCCAAUUAGCUAAAGUUUCUCUUGGAUGAACACGAAAUAUCAUAUAUUUCAAUAUAUAUAUAUUGAAUACAAGCAGCAUUCACAAAUAAAAACUGUAACUAUAGCUUAGGCGCUGAAUAAUAAGUUUUUGGAUUUUUUAACCAUUCAAAAUUUUGUAUUUUAUCAUACAAUUUAAGAACAAUAAAUGCUUAAAAGAAAAA
Sitodiplosis mosellana (orange wheat blossom midge) is the source of this 2881-nucleotide messenger RNA. RefSeq names its product type 1 phosphatidylinositol 4,5-bisphosphate 4-phosphatase. The transcript is spliced from 4 exons. Gene Ontology annotation, cellular component: phagocytic vesicle membrane; late endosome membrane; lysosomal membrane. The record is from RefSeq and is a predicted model, not a curated record. NCBI's taxonomy places the organism in Eukaryota, Metazoa, Arthropoda, Insecta, Diptera, Cecidomyiidae. Gene Ontology annotation, molecular function: phosphatidylinositol-4,5-bisphosphate 4-phosphatase activity. The coding region runs from base 588 to 1406 and encodes 272 amino acids. Gene Ontology annotation, biological process: phosphatidylinositol dephosphorylation.